UGCCGGGUCUCCCUCCUGCACCGCGGCGCGGCGAGAGUUAAGGGCCGCCGGGGGGAGGGCCGCUGGGCGGGCCGGACGGCGCGGCCCCCCCCCCGCGCCCCCCCCAAGCCGGCGAGGAGGCGCACAGGCGGCACGGCCGUUUCGGAGCGGCCCUGGGAAGAUGCGCGUGCCGCCUGCCCGGAGGAGGGGCGGCGGCCGGGGCGGACCCUCGGCGCCCCGCUAGAACGCCGUCCCUGCAGAGCAGGCCAUGCUGCUGGCGCUGCUGCUGGCGCUGCUGGGCCUGGAGGCGCCGGGCGCUGGGGGGGCCUCGGUGGCGGGGGUCUCCCCGGCUGCUCCUCCGGGCGAGGCGGGCGAGGCGUGGUGCCCGUACAAGGUGGCGCUGAGCGGCGGGCGGGAGCGGCUGUGCUUCCGCCGCCCGGCGCGGGGCUUCCAGUGCGCGCCCCGCCGGUGCCAGGCGCACCGCUCCCCCGGGAGGGCCCUGGUGGCCAACGCGCUGCUCAACGGCAGCGUCCUGCUGCAGUGGGCCUGGCCGCCCCCCGGCGCCCCCCCGGCCGGGCCCCCCGUGCGCGGCUUCUCGCUGGCCUGCUCGUGGGAAGGCGCCUACACGCGUUUCCCGUGCGAGGCCGUGCAGCUGGGCGCCGCCUGCCGGGACUACCUGCUGGCCGAGGCGCACGGCGGCGUCCGCUACCGGCUCUGCCUGCGCGCCCUGGGCGGCCCCUCCGGCCCCAACGGCAGUGCUGCCGAGUGCGUGGAGUUCACCGUCCCGCCGGCCGGCCUGCGGGACCUCGUGGUGGCCAUGGCGGCCGUCGGCGGCGCCAUCUGCGUCAUGCUGGUGCUCAUCUGCCUGCUGGUGGCCUACCUGACCGAGAACCUCGCCGCCGCCCCCGACCCGGCCCCCGCCGCCGCCGCCCCCCGGGGACCGGGCUCGGCCAAGAGGGCCCCCUGAGCCGCCCGGCGGCGGCGCGACACCUCCCGGGACGCUCCCUCGGGGACGCUGCGGUCAGCACCUGGACGGCCAGACAGCCUUUGGAUGGAUCCAUGCUCCAGAGGGUGCUGCCCGGAAACGCCUGCUUUCCAUAGAGUUUCUCAUCUGCACUUCAACAACGGGUCGGCGCUCUCAUUCAAUAAGCAGCACUGCUGUCCAGAUAAGAGGGGAAGCUGAUGCCAACAGCAUCCGCAAAGACCAGCAGUAUCCAGAUCCACAUGCAGGGCCUCUUCAUCCAUUGUGAAACGAGCGGUUCUCAGUCGACAAACGGCCCUCCACAUCCCCAGCAGCGACCGGAAAGACAUCUCAAAGGACGAGACCAACGUGUCUCUAUUCGGCUGGCAUCUGAUCACUUAAUAUUCUCGUAACUGGUUUUAGAGAGUUACCAGCAUCACAGACUGAUAAGAGUUGCUCCACAGCUGACGGCGGAACCCCAGAUCAGAUGUAAAUAUGACAUUCCGGGUUUUGAAGCAACUUUUUGGAAGUUUUCUAUGCUGUUGGGAGCAGUGUUCUGUUCGGGUGGGGUAGUUUCCAGCAAUACUCAAAUCUCAAAGCAACUCCCGGUAUGUUUUGUCCUCCAGAGUUUGGUUCUCAGCACAAAGAGAUGGAUCUCUUGGGGGGAAAAAAAGUAAUACCAUAUUUUUUAAAUACACAAACGUUCUGUCCGAAUUCACUUGUUCCAGAUAGUUGUAAGAAGUUGUUUCAUGUCAAAUUCACAUCACUUUUGUGUCACAUGAGGUAAAGUGGAGAUGGCAGACAGUUACUGCGUCCCGUAUGUCUCAAAAGGUCUUUAGCGAUGGAUGGGUUUUUUAGACUUUGCUUCUAAAAAGGCCAGUUGAAUGCAGAUAAGUUUUGCUUGCUGGAUUCCCUGUGGGUCAGUAGCUAGGGAAGUGCGUCUUUUUUUUCAGCCGUAGGUACAAAUCACUUUAUUUUAGGGCCCAACUACGAAUCAUGGAGUUCUGGAACUCCACUGCUGUGUUUUGUCACUCAAGGGCAACCAGGGACGUAGCUGGAUUGGAGCCAAGGGACUAGAGAAGGGAAGGCGAUAUAAUUUUCCCUCCCUGUGCUGUUUCCCUUAUCAAAAACGCCUCCUACUUUUAGCUGGGGGGGGGGGAGGAGAAAAGGAGAAUUUGGAUUUAUAUCCCCCCUUUCUCUCCUAUAAGGAGACUCAAAGGGGAUUGCAAUCUCCUUUUCCUCCCCCCCCCCGCCCACAAC
Molecule: messenger RNA, 2200 nt
Organism: Sphaerodactylus townsendi
Lineage: Eukaryota; Metazoa; Chordata; Lepidosauria; Squamata; Sphaerodactylidae
Gene: FNDC10
Product: fibronectin type III domain containing 10
Exons: 2
Coding region: 248-946 (232 amino acids)
Source: RefSeq, a predicted model, not a curated record